This is a messenger RNA of Menidia menidia (Atlantic silverside), 507 nucleotides long. NCBI's taxonomy places the organism in Eukaryota, Metazoa, Chordata, Actinopteri, Atheriniformes, Atherinopsidae. The record is from the annotation of a GenBank genome assembly.
AUGACAAUUUCGGGCUCUGAAAAAGACGAAAGGAUGAAGUGCACUCUGGCGUUACUUGUGCUGUCCAUGGUGGUCAUGAUGGCCGAACCUGGAGAGGGCUUUUUCGGAUUGAUUACCCACGCUAUUAAGGGCAUCCAUAAGCUCAUCCAUGGGAAACAGCAGCUGGCUGAUGAGCAGGUUGCCCAGGAGCAGCAGCAGCUGGAACAGCUGGACAAGCGCUCCUUUCAAAACGUCCACGCAAACCAUCGUGUCCACUAGACGGAAGAUGGCCCGUCCCGGGAUGAAAACACCAAGCUCCCGGUCAUUCAUUUUGACAAAUUGCUAGCGGCUCGAUAAAUUAGCUGUAGCUCACAUCAAAGCCGUUUUUUCUGCUUUUAUCUAAUCAUCUGGUAAAAUGAAUAAAUUUUAAAAAUGAUGUCAAACAGCUGCUUCUGUCUGUCUCCUGCUAUAACCUCACCGGGGGUGUCAAAUGUUGAAAUGCUAAUAAAUGGAUUGAAGCGGACUGAG